UUAGACUAGGCUUCACUUUACUUCUUGUUGAGAUGCCAGUAGCUGACAUGGCACGCGAGAGCACGCUCGGCUUGUGGUUAUCGAUCCUCCUCUUACGGGCUGGCCCUGCAGAAGCUGCUGCAGCCAAAGGACUGAAUGGCGUUCUGGGGGAGUCGGUCACUUUCCAACUGAAGACCCCUCCACCAUUUCAAACGAUUUCUUGGAGUAAAAGUGUCGGCGGACAGCCUAGUAUUAUUGCUGUGCUGACCUUUCAGGAGCCAUGUGUCGCCCUGACACCGCUCCCGGCCUUCAGAAAUCGAGUGAAGGUCUCCGAGGACUGCAGCGAAUUACACCUUGGCCAUCUAGAGCCAGAGGAUGCUGCCAGAUAUGCCGCACAAAUUGUUUUACCAACCAACGCGACAGAGGUGGAAUCCUUUGAGCUGCUAGUUUCUAUCAAUGUCACCUGCAGAGCAGAAAACCCGGUCAGCAACGCAUCCACGACGGUCUCCUUAAAGGAAGUUUGUUCUGAGAGGAGACCAGUGACGGAGGUUCCCCCCCAGGACAACGAAAAUACGCCUGCAACUAAAGGAUGGAUCCCGGCCCUGAUUGUAGCUCUUCUCUUAAUUACAGUUGCUGUAGUUGUCAUAUAUGUGCUGAAGAAGAAAGCUGCCGAGAGGAGAGAGCUCAAUUUUGCACAAGGCUCAGGGACUGAAGAUCGAGCUAAGAAUGAUUCCACCUUAAUAGGAGAUGGGCCCAAGGGGGCACGGGGAAAGAAAGACAGGCCACCAAGAAAAGCACCAAAAAGCCACCAGGAGAUGCCCCAAACCAUCUAUACAGCUGUACAGCACCCGAAGCAGAGUCCUUUACAAACAGACGAUGAGAAGAUGAGGAAGAGACAGCACGGCCUCCACAGCCAGGAGGAGAAAACGGUUUAUUCGGAGGUCAGCAAGUCUCAAGAGAGUGAAGACCAAAACGCCAAGACAAUCUAUGAGACAGUGAAAAAUCCCUCAUCUGACAGACCCUCAGACUUCAGAGCCCUGGUGUAACACCCACUGCCCCGGCCAGGCCAGCAGGAGAUGCCACCCAGUGCCGGAGGAGCACCUGAGCCGCUGCUUCCAAAGGCCGCCCGGAGGACUUGCAGCAGGACCCCGAGAGAGAGCAGCGGGCCAGGCGGCCCCCGGGGUGGCUCUUCCUCCCCGGGCUCGGCACCCGCCUUCGUUCCCGGGCCUGCACCAGCCCAGCAGCUCCUCGUUCUGGCUGGGGGAGGGCGGGAAAGAACACGAUUUCAUUCCUCUUUGGGUCUCAUUUUUAGUCGAUACACGAAGCGAACGUUAUCCUUUCCCAUCUGAACUUCUCUGAAUUUUGCAGGACUGUUUCACUCGUUUUUAAAAAAUGCGUUGGGGAGGAAAUCUGUAUCAGAUGCACACUUCUUGGAAAUCACUUACAGGAGCAGUAUACGAGGGAAGCUUCAUGUCUGUGUACACUGGGUAUGCCAGGCAGAUGUGCAAACAAAAGUGCCUCUUUUUUCACAGAAAUGGGCACCCAAAUAUUUAUAUAUUUUAUGAAAAGUUUAUUUUCUUAAAAUGUUAAGUUUGAUGAAUAAAUCAACACCUUCACAUACAUGCACAACCGGAAAAAUCUCAAGUCACAAUACAGGUAGUCCUCGACUUAUGACCACGAUUGGGACUUUUGCAAUUUUACAACUUUUUUUGCUUUGGUCGUUAAACGAAUCCAGCUCCCCCCGUUGACCUUGCUUGUCAAAUGGCAAUCAGGUGACCCCAGAAUGCUGCAACCCUCAUAAAUAUAUGCCAGUCACCAAGUGCCUGAAUUUUGAUCACAUGACUGUGGGGAUGCUGCGACAGUCAUAAGUGCGAGAACCGGUCAUAAAUCGCUUUUUUCGGCACCAUCGUAACUUUGAAUGGUUGUUAAACAAAUGAUUAUAAGUCAAGGACUACCUGUAUUCUCACAAACAGGAAAAUGGGAGCAACCAAUAUUGAGAAAUGUUGAUCGAAGAGGCCACCCUUGCUCCUGUGAUCCUGCACAAAUGUGAGACUGGGCCACCAAAUGCCCAAUGCCAUCAUGCUCAGCCUUUGGCUCAUUGGGCAUCAAAGCGCCAUUCUCCCCCAAUGUAGCCCACCAGAAAUCCCCUUUAAAUCUUCAGCAUCCCCUGGAACAGCCGCUGUCCAGUUCCUGGGAAACCUCACAUCUUUGGGGACCUCCAUUCUUGCUACCUCAGCUAUUCCUCUAGGAGUAGAAUAGCAAAUCUGCUUUCUUGAUUUUGCCAUUCAUUGUUAGUUUGAUGCUGUGUUAGACUUUUAUUACUUGUGUAUUUGAUUACUGUAGGCCACUAUGUACACAAAUAUUUCAUUCUUCUGCAACUUCCAGAUUUGUAUUAAACCAAUUAGGAAUAAAUAGUUUC
Python bivittatus (Burmese python) is the source of this 2398-nucleotide messenger RNA. The record is from RefSeq and is a predicted model, not a curated record. Lineage: Eukaryota; Metazoa; Chordata; Lepidosauria; Squamata; Pythonidae.